CUUCCUACUAAUAAUCGCCCAACAAAAAGACCAAAAGCCGUCACCGUCACCGUCUCCUUCCUUUCUUCAUCGAAUUCCACGGCGUCGUUUCUUCAUCGUCGAGCCUGUCCGUCAUAUCGAAACGGUCCGGUUAGCCAAGGCUGUUAUUACCACCUGCACACUUUCCUCUCCAAUCCCUUUCUCUUCUUCUUCUUAUCUCUCUCUCUCUCUCUGUGUUCUACUGCUCGUUUGAAUUGAAAUGAGGAUUGAUUGAAGAGAUCUCUGUUCUUCUUUCUCUUGGCUCGAUUUCUAAUUUUUAGACCGUACUCGGAAAGGUAAUGCCUACAAACUUUCUCCUUGUUGUAUAUCUAGUAUAGAUUGUAGAUUUAUCCUCCUGAACCAUUUUAGGUUCUUGGUUUCUUGAAUUAGCCUGGUUUAUGGGAUUUCCCUCAUCGUUUUCUCUCGAUUUCUCCUGGUUUUUGGAUUUGGAAUUGGAUGGUAAUCUCUGUUUAUCAACAAGGUCUACGAUUUUAUUGAUCAGAACUUAAUUCAUCUAGAUGGUCUGAUGGGGUUAGGGUCGGGAAACGAACUUACAUUUCGAUGUGAUUUGGUUUGACUCUGGUGAGAGUAUAGAAGUUUGUAUUUGCAAAGGCAGAUAAAAUUCCCAUUUAGCUAAUAAGGUCUGUAAAUGGGAGAAGAUUUGCUUACGAGCUUGUCAAUGGAGAAUCACCAUCCAUCAACACUAUUAUCCAUGGAUUCAAUUGCAGUUUCUCACGAGGAAUGGGAUAGAGAGAUGACACGGUCAGUCGUUCUUUCUCGGCCACCUGAUAUUAAUCUCCCUUUAUCUGCGGAGCCUAGUCCCCCACCUCAAUCAUGGAAUUCUGAUUCGUUUGAUAUGCUUGAUGUCUGUUUGGGAACUCAAAUCAACGAAUCAGAUGCACUGAUUAAUGUGUCGAAAACAGGAAGAAAAUGCGCCAAGAGAUUAGAUAGUGUAUGGGGUGCUUGGUUCUUCUUUAGUUAUUACUUUAAGCCUGUGUUAAAUGAUAAAUCAAAGUGCAUGGUGAUGAAGGAUAGCAAUGGAUUUUCUGGGUUUGAUAGGACUGAUUUGGAGCUGGAAGUUUUCAUGGUUCAACAUGAUAUGGAGAACAUGUAUAUGUGGGUUUUCAAGGAAAGGCCGGAGAAUGCUUUGGGUAAGAUGCAAUUGAGGAGUUACAUGAAUGGACACUCGCGCCACGGUGAGCGACCUUUCCCAUUUAGUGCUGAUCGAGGUUUUGUUCGAUCUCAUCGGAUGCAGAGGAAGCAUUACCGAGGACUCUCAAAUCCUCAGUGUGUUCAUGGGAUUGAGAUUGUGUCAUCACCCAAUCUCAAGAAUCUUGAUAAGGAAGAGCAAAAGAGAUGGGUGGAACUUACUGGUAGGGAUCUGAAUUUUACAGUACCGCCUGAAGCAAGUGAAUUUUGUUCAUGGAGAAAUCUUCCCAGCACAGUAUUUGAGCUUGAGAGACCCCUUCCUCCAUUAAAGACACAGCCAAACCCUCCUCCAAAAAAACUCCUAAAUGGUUCCAGCUUGCAUCUGUCAACUCGGCCAUCAAACCUUGUAAAUGGUAAUGGAAUCGAUCUCUCACCUGUGUGCAACAAGAGGAAGAAGGAGUUUUUCCUGAAUGGGAAUGAUGAAGAUUGCUAUUUGCUUAUCAAUCAACACAAUGACAGAGUUCAGGAGACAGAAAUCCACCCAAUUGAACCGCCAUGGAUACAUGAAUUCAGCGGGGUAAUGAAGGAUGUAUAUGGUCCUGUUACGGCUGCAAAAACUAUUUAUGAAGACGAACAGGGUUACCUAAUAAUCAUUAGCUUGCCUUUUGCAGAUCUAGAAAAGGUCAAGGUUACAUGGUGGAAUACUCUCACACAUGGAGUUGUAAAGAUAUCUUCUGCAAGUACUGCUUGUAUGCCUUUUAUAAAGAGAAAUGAUAGGACAUUUAAGCUUACAGAUCCAUUGCCUGAACACUGUCCUCCAGGAGAGUUCAUAAGGGAAAUCCCACUACCAACCCGGAUUCCUGACGAUGCCAAGUUAGAGGCAUAUGGUGAUGCAACCGGAACAGGUCUAGAGAUAUUGGUACCGAAACACCAGGUGGGGAGAGAAGAACAUGAGGUUCGUGUUUGCCUCCGGCCACUCCUUGGUGGCAAUGAGCUCUUGUUAUCUUGAGUUAGGACACAUCCAAGAAAAUGUUAAGGAGUUUUUAGCAUUUUUUUUUUAAAUUUAUAACAAGAUUUAUAUUUUACUGAUUUUUUUUUUGUUUUUUUUUGUUUUUUUUUAUAUUUGCUCAAUCUGGAUUUUGGUGACUUGUACAUUGUCAAAUAGCACUAGUAUACUUGCUUCGAGAUAGCUACCAAGCAUCCGGGUACUUUUUGGGUUAGUAUGAAGAAUAACCUCUUCAUAGCACGUUCUGAUUAUAUCUGUUUAGAGGA
This is a messenger RNA of Carica papaya (papaya), 2439 nucleotides long. RefSeq lists its product as uncharacterized. The record is from RefSeq and is a predicted model, not a curated record. Lineage: Eukaryota; Viridiplantae; Streptophyta; Magnoliopsida; Brassicales; Caricaceae.